AACAGUGCUGAAGGAGGCGAGGAGGAGCAGAGAGAGAGGGAGGGUGUGUGAGAGAGAGAGAGAGAGAGAGAGAGAGAGAGCGAGAGGGAGGGAGGGAGAGAGGGAGAUAGGGGAGGAAGAAGACGAAGAAGUUAGAUGGUGCUUUCCUUUGUCACCGAGUCUCCGUGCUUAUGACCCUCGAUCAAGCUCAUCGGCGACCCGUGGUAUCGUUCAACCCGUUGUUGUUCCACGUCUAACUACCCCUCCGGAUUUCAUCCGAGAAACGGUCCGAUCCCCGCCGUCCACGAUGAUGGAGGAGUCGGUGUCCACGUUCGAGACGCAUCUGACGGCCGUGAUGGACAGUCUGAUCCGAGCCUCGGUGUGCGAGGUCACCAAGCUGUUCCAGGACAUGGUGAACGACUACCUGGUGGAGAUCACCCUCAACCGGAAGGAGAACGACGCUCUCAAGCAGCGGCUGAGGCUCACCGAGAACAAACUGAGGACCGAGCGCAAGUACGGGAUGGGCUGGGCGGCCACCCGCCGCAACGCCGGCCUGGCGGCGGCGGCAGAGGACGCGGCCGCAGGGCGGCAGAAGCGAAAAGUUGAGGGGGCCCGAGGCAAGUCAAAGAAAGGCCCGGCAGCAGUCUAUGGCAAAGGCUGGCCUGGAGGUGUGUGGGAGGAAAGAGGAGGAGGAGUUGGUGGAGGAGGAGGAGGAGGAGGAGGAGGAAGAAGAAGAAGAAGAAGGGCAGAAGCUGUGGGGAUGGUGGCAGGACCAGGAGGAAGAGGAAGAGGGGGGAAGGAGGCCAGGGAGAUGUACCUCAUCCAGUUCCCCAGGGAUGAAGAAGACGAGGGAGGGAUGAUGGAGGACGAGGAAGGGGAGGGCAGCCUCAGCGGUGAGGGGGAGGAGACUGCCGACAUCAAAGAGGAGUUUGCCCAAACAGAGGGUUAUCAACCCGCCUCUCUCCAGCUAAUCAAGGAGGCUUUGAAGAUGGACCCACCCAACCAGAACCUCCACUCUUGCUCCAGAGCCCAAAGCAAAGGGGACCUGUCGGAUCGUCACUCCAGCCUCCAUUCAGGAGAGAGAGAUGAGGACUGGGAGUCUGACUCCGCAGAGCCGUCGGAGGGGGGCAUGACCAUGGACGAGCUGAGGGGUCUGGAGUCUGCACUGAGGGCCGAGAGAGGCCGAGAACAGGCCGCCCUGACAACUCCCGAGCCCGUCAGCCCCGACUCGGAGGCGGAGCAAGGCAGCGAGGGAAGCCUGGCGCCCAAGUACAUCGGUCUUGAUGGAAUGGAACACGAUGAAGAGCUGGAGCCACCCACCCUCCAGAGAGAGGAGCAGACCGGGCAAAGACGGGCGAAGGACGUCGUGACGGCGGCAGGGGAGCCGAGGUCAGGCUGGUCGAAGAGGUCAAGGGAGGACGACUCGGCCGCCUCCGUGUCAGGCGAGGACGCGGCCGAGCAGGGGGAGCCAGCGCACCUGCCCCACCUGUGUGCUCCGGGCAGUGUCGGGGAGAGCGUAGGGGAAGAGGAGGGGGGCGGCGACCUGCUCCAUUUCUGCCCGCAGUGCGGAGGAGGCUUCACCUCACAGGCCGAGCGCGAGGAGCACCCCUGCCCACUAGGAGAAUCCCAUUUGCAGGACAGCGGGGAGGACGUCCUCUACCCGUGUGCCCACUGCGGCACCACGUUCAGCCACGCCUGGGCCCUCAAGAACCACGAGUGCGCGUGCGCCGCCGAGAGGCCGCACUGCUGCGAGAUCUGCGGGAAGCGCUUCACGCACUCGCGCUCCCUGGAGCGGCAUCAGCUGGUGCACACGGGCGAGAGGCCCCACCGGUGCCCUCAAUGCGGACGCAGCUUCAGCCGCCUGGGCAAUCUGGAGCGGCACCAGCGGAUUCACACCGGCGAGCGUCCGUACGGGUGCGAGGCGUGCGGGAAGCGCUUCAGCCGCGUGGAGUACUUAAAGAGACACCAGCUCAUACACACCAGUGAGAAGCGGCACUCCAGUGCUCCAACUGCGGAAGCGGCUUUAGUGACGUGGAGCAACUGAAGAACCACCAGUGUUUUUAGGAGCCUCUCCUCUAAACGUCCGACAGAACUGGAAAGAAAAAGCGUUUUUUUAUUGAAUGUGGGAGACCUCAUGGGAUCGAUGCCAAUCAUUGGUGGAGGCUCAUGUUGUUCUCAGUGAUCUGGAGUCGUCUUUCAAACACGUUCUGACAGGAAGGCAAAUCAACUUUAAUACAAAGAUACACGUGUGGACAAUUUGUUGAGUAAAUAUAGAAGGCAAAUGUCCAUAAUUGACAGGAAGUCAGUUGCACUUGUUGUUUCUCUAUAUUUUAAUUUGAGGUGGUCUCAUUUGUACAGAGCUUGUACUUAUUUAUAUGAUAGAGUCGUACAUUUGUCUUUUUUAUCAAAAAGUGGCUCACAUGUUGCAACUGGUGCCCUUGUUUUUUGCCAGAAAAUAUAAUUGACAGCUUGGUAUUUUAUAUGUUUUGUGUUUUGGCCAUAUCAUUAAGAAAUAAAUAUUUCAAUUCAUCACAAGGCCUUUUAUCAAUGU
Molecule: messenger RNA, 2530 nt
Organism: Pungitius pungitius (ninespine stickleback)
Lineage: Eukaryota; Metazoa; Chordata; Actinopteri; Perciformes; Gasterosteidae
Product: zinc finger protein 263-like
Biological process (GO): regulation of transcription by RNA polymerase II
Cellular component (GO): nucleoplasm
Molecular function (GO): RNA polymerase II cis-regulatory region sequence-specific DNA binding; DNA-binding transcription repressor activity, RNA polymerase II-specific
Source: RefSeq, a predicted model, not a curated record